Rhagoletis pomonella (apple maggot) is the source of this 2631-nucleotide messenger RNA. RefSeq lists its product as uncharacterized. The transcript has 3 exons. The record is from RefSeq and is a predicted model, not a curated record. Lineage: Eukaryota; Metazoa; Arthropoda; Insecta; Diptera; Tephritidae. Bases 1 to 2631 code for a protein of 876 amino acids.
AUGCAGGCCCAGGUAUCAGACAUCAAUAACACCGUGUCGGCGCAGGUGAAAGAAGCGUGUGCGAUUCAAUUGCGAUCACCCAUUGACCCUUUAAUUAAUAUAGAUACCACAGUGUUGGUUUUACCACAGCUGACCGGUAAUCUACCGACCUGUCAGAUAGAUGCUAUGACGAAACAAGCAUUCCCCGACCUCAUUUUAGCGGAUAAGAGAUUUUUCAUUAAUGAACAAGUUGAUCUUGUCCUAGGUGGCGACGUUUAUGCCCAAAUAAUGUUGGGCGGUAUUAGGAAGAACGUUUUAGGUACUCUUCUUGCUCAGGAAACAGUAUUCGGAUGGAUACUAACCGGCCAGACGGAAGCAAUUUCAAUCACUAAUAAACGUGUAUCGUUUUUUAACGAGGUGACCUUAGACAAACGUCUAGCCUCGUUUUGGGAGUUAGAAGACUUUUCAAAGCACAAAACCUACAAUAAAGAGGAAGUUUACUGCGAGGACCUUUAUAAACGCACAACUAAACGGAACCAGGAUGGAAAAUAUACAGUAUCGUUGCCAUUCAAACAGGAUUUUCCAAGGUGUAUACGCUUAGGACCUUCACUCAAGAUAGCUUGCUCACAAUUUUUUCGUAAUGAAAUCCGUCUAGCAAAAGACCCUCCCCUACAAACUGAAUACAAUAGGGUAUUGUCCGAGUAUGAAACGUUAGGACACAUGACGCUAAUUUCUGACCGUAUUCCGGGUGAUGAAUGCGAAAGUUACUUCCUGCCACAUCAUGCCGUUCGAAAGGAAGAGAGCACCACCACCAAAGUACGGGUGGUCUUCAACGCGUCAUGUCCUACGGCUAAUGGGGUGAGUCUUAAUGAUGUGAUCCAUCCUGGACCAGUCCUCCAGAAUGACUUGACAAUUCUAAUAUUACGGUGGAGAUUUUUUCGAUACGUUUUUAAUAGCGACAUCGAAAAGAUGUAUCGCCAAAUAUUACUAAAUCCUGACGAUACCAAGUAUCAGCGAAUAAUUUUCCGAACAAGUCCAACCGAACCAAUUAGGCUUUAUGAGCUUAAAACUGUGACUUUCGGUGUCAACUGCGCACCCUACCUCGCGAUUAGAACCCUGCUCCAAUUAGCUGACGAUGUACAAAACUCGCACCCUAUUGCGUCGGACAUCCUAAGAAAGUAUAUGUAUGUUGACGAUGUUUUAGCUGGCGGUCACACCAUCGAAGCUGCCAUCAAAGCGAAGGACGACAUCACAGGAGUACUGCAGUCUGCUGGUUUUCCUUUAAGGAAAUGGACUUCUAAUUGCACUGAAAUUUUACAUGGUACACCGAAAUCCCAUCUGCUUAAAGAAGACUUCUUAGACUUCGAAGACACCAGCACGGUCAAAGCUCUGGGAAUCAGAUGGAACGCCCAUUCCGAUAAUUUUUACUUUACAGCCAAACCAAUUGAAAACCAGACUAGCUAUACAGAAAGGGCAAUUCUAUCGGCCAUUGCCAAAUUAUUUGAUCCCCUAGGGUGGCUUGCACCAUUUGUAAUUACCGCGAAAAUUUUAAUGCAAAAUAUUUUGUUAGAAGGAACAGGGUGGGAUGAAACUGUAUCGUCAACCACGUUGGACCGCUGGAAAAACUUUAAGGAAAGCUACAGUUACAUCGAAAAGAUUCGUAUCCCCCGUUGGGUACACUUUUCACCGACAACCAAAGUCGAAGUUCACGGGUUUUGCGACGCCUCAGAAAAGGCAUAUGCGGCCUGCAUUUAUCUUCGCGUCGAAAUGGACGAAAAGGUCGCCAUCAGUCUACUACUAGCUAAAACUAAAGUGGCACCAGUUAAAACGAUUUCCUUACCACGAUUAGAACUUUGUGGGGCGGUCUUGCUAGCCGAAAUAUUGGAGUCGAUGACCAAUAAUCUUAACUUAGCCAACCGUACAACUAAGAUGUGGACGGAUUCGACCAUUGUCCAGGUUUGGCUACGGAAACCACCGUGCUCAUGGUCAACCUUUGUUGCCCAUCGAGUAACAAAAAUAAUAGAAAAGGUCGGAAAAGAAAAUUGGUGUCAUGUAGAUUCAACAUCAAAUCCGUCAGACUUAGCCAGUAGAGGACUUCCGGCGCAAGAAUUAGUAAACAACUCCCUGUGGUGGGAGGGCCCUUCUUGGCUGCAAGAAGAUCACUCCAAAUGGCCCACUGAAGAAAAGGACUAUAAUACAGUUAUAGAAGAGAAAAGGGUGCAGGUACACGCAACAACAAGAGUGGAAUCAUGUCUCAAUUCUAGACCCCUGAGCCCCUCUUCAAAUCAACCAGCAGACCUGGAGCCACUGACUCCAGGUCACUUCCUAGUCGGUGGACACAUACUAGCUCCACCAGAAAUAGACGCCGAUGAAAAUCGUGCAUCGAUCAACUAUGACUAUGACUAUAACUAUGAAUUUGACCAUGAGUAUGACUAUGACUUUGACUAUGCGUAUAACUGUGACUAUGACUAUGACUAUGGUUAUAACUACGGCUAUGACUACGACGAUGACUUCGUAUUUGACCAUGACUAUGACUAUAACUAUAACUAUAACCAUGUCUAUAACUAUGGCCUUAUAACUAUGACUUUGACCAUGACUAUAAUUAUGACUGUGACUGUGACUAUAACUAUGACUAUUUACCACUAUGGCUAA